ACAGGCAAUCAUAUUAAUGUUCUUGCUUGAUCCAUGGGUAAACCCAAUUCUCUCCCUUUGCCUGCACUCAAAGAACAAAGACCUGCAGAGACUUUAACACUAAUGAAUCCCUAAAUCCCAUAUCCUCUGUAUUAUCCAAUCCAAUCCAAUCCAAUCCUAUCCUAUCCAUACCAUCAUCAUGUCCUCCUUGCAGCCCCAGCAGCAGCAGCAGCAGCAGCCCGUUGGCCCUGUUCUUGUUUACCCUAACAAUGUCAAUAAACAGCCUUCAUCUUCCCACCAUUCAAACGGCUCAUUCGGGACCGUUUUCAUCGUGCUGGCCGUUAUAAUCGUCAUCUCCGCCAUCGCUUGCUUUCUAGGAAGGCUCUGCAACCGCCGCCUCAACAGCUCGAGACCCCAUAGGCAACCGCAGCAUAACUUUCGUCCCAAGAAAGAAGCUGGCCCUGCUGAUGGCGGUGGUGGAGAUCAUCACAUGGAGUUUGGCAGGGCUCCAAGCUUUCGAGCAGGCCCGAAAGUAGCAGACGUCAAAUUCGGAUUCGAUAGGAAAAACCCGAAUGGGAAUAGCAGCAGCAGAGGAGAGGGCAGAGGAUACAUGACUCAUCAUCACAACAAACCACAUCAUAACGGGAAUGGGGAAAUGGAUCAUCACAUGAAAGGUGAAAUGAACCAGCAACCUGGCGGCGACGGCGAGCAUCACGUUGGAAUGGGAGAUCCCAGAGCCAGUGGAUGAAAUGAUGAUCAGAUUAGUAACUUCUUGUUGCUGGAUUGGCUUUCCUUUCUAAAUUAAUCUUCCUGUUUUCUAUGUUCCUCUGUUAUUAUUAUUAUUAUUUUUAAUUUGUUUCCAACUCUGAAACUUCUAUUGGAAAUUUUGAGUAGAAAUUUCAUUGUCCUACAUUGGUCACUACCAAAAUGUUUCCUUACUUUAUAAGGCUUUGUCCAUCACUCUAAUCACUUUCUAUAGGGGACAAAACCUUAUAAAGUGAGAAAAUCUUUUGGUAGUGACCAAUAUGUGACAAAGAAAUUUCUACUCAAAAUUUUCAACAACUUCAAGUGCUGAUAUAGGUUAUGUUAAAAGGUUUGUGGCAUAUUAUGGACUAGUGUACAAAAUUAUGGCAUGGUAUGAUCUUCAAUCACAGAAGGCCAAAACCUUGAUCAAUGAUCCACACUCUUUGCAUAGAUGAAAAGGAAAAUAACUUCUCUCAUAAAAAAUGAAAGUGGAAAAUCUUGAUCGUUA
Molecule: messenger RNA, 1231 nt
Organism: Malus domestica (apple)
Lineage: Eukaryota; Viridiplantae; Streptophyta; Magnoliopsida; Rosales; Rosaceae
Source: RefSeq, a predicted model, not a curated record